UCCCGGGUCUCCAGUCAGUGGGCAUCUCGUUGUUUUGCCUUCGGGAGCGGCGGCCACGGGGUUCGCAGGAAAGCGGAGCUGAGUGCGAUCUGGUCUGGCGAGGGGAGCAAGUCGGAUUCAGUUUUCCUUUGCCUGGCUGGGUUGUGAGGAAGACACGGUGUCCUCCUGGUCUCCCGCUCCGAGGAGCCGCAGGCCGGGGUCCUGGGGACGCCCGCCCUGACCCUCCGCACGCCGCCUCCACCCGCAGCCAGCCCGCUGCCAUGGCCGACCACCUGAUGAUCUCCGAGGGCUACCGCCUGGUGCCGGUGCCGCCUCCCGCCGCUCCGGCACACGGGCCUCACGCGCUCCGGACUCUGCAGCCUUACGCCGGCCCGGGCCUGGACGGCGGGCUGCGGCCGAGGGGGGCUCCACUGGGGCCGCCGCCGCCCCCACCCGGGACCCUGGCUUAUGGAGCCUUUGGACCGCCGUCUUCCUUCCAGCCCUUUCCAGCCGCACCGCCUCCGGCUGCCGGCGGCGGCGCGCACCUGCAGCCGCCGCCGCCCGCGCAGGCUCUGGGAGGCAUGGACGCCGAACUCAUCGACGAGGAGGCGCUGACGUCGCUGGAGCUGGAGCUCGGGCUGCACCGCGUGCUCGAGCUGCCCGAGCUCUUCCUGGGCCAGAGCGAGUUCGAUUGCUUCUCGGACUUGGGGUCGGCGCCGCCCGCCGGCUCCGUGAGCUGCUGACCGCGCCCGAGAGGAGACGUGGGCCUGGCUGCCCGCCGGACUCUGCCCCCAGCCGCCCGGCCCGCACGCGCCCUCCGGGAGGGCGGACACGGCGGGUUUGCCCGCGGAGCCCGGCGCCGGGCUGAGACGCCUGGCUUGCCUCCAGACCCUGCCUCCCCGCCCCGAGGACGCUCUUGCAUUUUCUCCCACCCGUGCCCCAGCGGGAAGGUGAAGGGGACUAGACCACUUUCGGACUCCGCGUUCUUGGACUCUGCGUCCUGGCUCUUUCCUCACCCCUUUCCCACCCCCUAAUCUGAGCCAUGGCAGACUUCUGCCUGAUUUCCCGACUCCUCGUGCAGCUCACGACCGGGACUGGGUCCUCGGAGCAACGAUUCCCCGAUCCCUCAUUGUCGCUGGGGGAGGAAAGCUUGUACAGCCCUUAACCACCGCCGAGUGGAGCGAUGCCCCAUUUGGCCUCCCAAACCGAAAUAAACCUGGAUCCUUUUACA
Dipodomys ordii (Ord's kangaroo rat) is the source of this 1210-nucleotide messenger RNA. RefSeq names its product Cbp/p300-interacting transactivator, with Glu/Asp-rich carboxy-terminal domain, 4 (gene Cited4). Gene Ontology annotation, biological process: regulation of DNA-templated transcription. NCBI's taxonomy places the organism in Eukaryota, Metazoa, Chordata, Mammalia, Rodentia, Heteromyidae. The record is from RefSeq and is a predicted model, not a curated record. The transcript is spliced from 2 exons. Gene Ontology annotation, cellular component: nucleus. Bases 261 to 722 code for a protein of 153 amino acids.